Manduca sexta (tobacco hornworm) is the source of this 935-nucleotide messenger RNA. Its product is annotated as inositol 1,4,5-trisphosphate receptor-like. Gene Ontology annotation, molecular function: inositol 1,4,5 trisphosphate binding; inositol 1,4,5-trisphosphate-gated calcium channel activity; phosphatidylinositol binding. The record is from RefSeq and is a predicted model, not a curated record. Bases 42 to 935 code for a protein of 297 amino acids. Gene Ontology annotation, cellular component: endoplasmic reticulum membrane; sarcoplasmic reticulum; secretory granule membrane. Lineage: Eukaryota; Metazoa; Arthropoda; Insecta; Lepidoptera; Sphingidae. The transcript has 8 exons. Gene Ontology annotation, biological process: calcium ion transport.
CAGGUGUCGUUGCAUGGUGGGGGUGCGGAGACGGUGCGAGGAUGGGAGACAGCUUCUUGCACCAGGGGGGACAUCGUCUCUCUCUAUGCGGAGGGACUGUUUCAGGUUUUCUCAGUACUUUAGGGUUGGUAGAUGACAGAUGCGUGGUAUGUCCCGAAGCCGGUGACCUGACUGAUCCGCCCAAAAAGUUCCGAGAUUGCCUGUUUAGGAUAUGUCCUAUGAACCGUUACUCCGCCCAGAAGCAGUUCUGGAAUACAGCGAAACAGUCGGCAAACUCUAACACAGAUACCGGCCUGUUGAAGAGGUUACAUCAUGCCGCUGAGAUAGAGAAGAAGCAGAAUGAGUUGGAAAACAAAAAGCUAUUGGGCACGGUCGUGCAGUACGGCAGCGUGGUACAACUGCUGCACGUCAAGUCCAACAAAUACCUUACUGUCAACAAAAGGUUGCCCGCAUUGCUCGAGAAGAACGCGAUGCGGGUGCAUCUGGACGCGAACGGGAACGAGGGCUCCUGGUUUUAUGUUAUGCCUUUCUAUAAACUCCGGUCGACUGGCGACAACGUGGUGGUUGGCGACAAGGUGAUAAUGAACCCUGUCAAUGCCGGCCAGCAAGUUUUACACGUUUCCUCCAACCACGAACUGCCCGACAACGCUGGAUGUAUGGAGGUAAACGUGGUAAACUCAUCAACGUCUUGGAAGGUGACGCUAUUCCUGGAGCACAAGGAGAAUCAAGAGGAGAUCCUGAAGGGCGGCGACGUGGUGCGUCUCUUCCAUGCGGAGCAGGAGAAGUUCCUCACCAUGGACGAGUAUCAGAAGCGGCAGCACGUGUUCCUGAGGACCACGGGCAGGUCCAGCGCCACCGCCGCGACCAGUAGUAAAGCGCUGUGGGAGAUUGAGGUAGUACAACACGACCCGUGUCGCGGUGGCGCUGGCCAUUGA